Messenger RNA from Argentina anserina (silverweed cinquefoil), 2052 nucleotides. Its product is annotated as protein NEOXANTHIN-DEFICIENT 1. The coding region runs from base 996 to 1901 and encodes 301 amino acids. Lineage: Eukaryota; Viridiplantae; Streptophyta; Magnoliopsida; Rosales; Rosaceae. The record is from RefSeq and is a predicted model, not a curated record. The transcript has 13 exons.
ACUCUCUGGUUACUCAAUUCAGCUGAAGCCCGAGUCACAUGCAAGUACACGAAAGACGAACCGAGGGUGUCAGGGUACCCCGUAGUACAUAAGAUCAGUGAAGCCUUUGGUAAGAAUAAUAGCGACCGCUAUUUUUUUUUUCCUACUUGCAAUAAUUUAGUGGUACUAUAGUUAUAGUAUGAAGCACAGCGACUAUCGUGUGACGAAUCUGUUGACACGUCUGUAUGAGAAUCCCAAGAUUUUGUGAGUGAUAUCAUUUCUGCUGUCUCUCGUGGGCUCCAAAAAUAAGGGGUCAUCAUCAUAUAUGGGGAGCCAUGCUUUUGCAUAACCGUGAAUGAAACCUCCUCAAGUAGUAUCGGGUAAAUUUCAAAGUUUCUAGGCCACUUGAUUUUCGAAAGCAUCAGCCUUUGAUAGUUUUGCAUUACAAGGAGUCUGUUUCUGGUAUGGUUUUGUCAUGGUAAAAGGUUGGUUGUGAUUGGCUCCUCAACAAUUCAAGUGGUUCAGUGGUGGUGGCCGGAUGACGAAUUGGCAAUGACUGUGGUAAAAGAUCAGCCGCCAUGCGGUGAAGUUGAUCCAUAGAAGAUGGGAGAAAGGCAAAGGAAGAAGCUUUAGGAUUGCGUCAUGAGCAGCAUAGAUAACUAUAAACAUAAAAGGAAAACAGCGGUUUCGCUGUUUGGUAUUCUUUGGAUUUGGACGUGGGAGAGUUGAAGAAAACAGAGAUUGGUAUCACGAUUUGGUAUUUGGUUUGGUGUUGGUUUUGGUUUUGGUAUUUGCCAUUUUCAAUUGGCGCCAAAUAUAUCUCACAUGGUUUGGAUAACGUCCUAUCCACUUCUACGGCUACUGAUGGUUCAGCCAUUCAUUGCUUUCACUCAAUGCCCUUCUGGGUUUCACUGUCAUAGUGUCAGCUCGAUUCUCUUAAUUCAAGCAACAAAGACAGCUUUUGCUUCAAUCCAUUAUUUUCAUUUCUGGGUUGUUUAUCAUUUCUUGAAGGCCUCAUGGACGUGGGAAAAACGAAAUGUUCAUUAAAAUACGGCAAGCCUCCAUGGAUUUUCAAAGGCAGAGCAUUGUAUCAACUCCACCUGGUCAAGGCAGCGACUGUUCGAGCAUGCAUCCCGAAAGAGCUCAGAUUGGUUGAAGCAUUUGGUUAUACUCUUGGCGGGUUUUUUCUUGCUAACUAUGAUGACAGCCCAGCUGGAGUCUUUGAUGAGCUAGUUGUGAUUGCUGGACUUGUAUGGAGCCCUCCAACAUCUUGCGCAUGGGCAUCAAAGGUGCUUGUGAAUAGCAAUGAAGCUUGUGAUCAUGGCCGAAAGGAAGUAGGUCUACCAAGUCAAGUUGCGAGGUUUUCUAAGACAAUUACAGCAGUUUCAAGGCAACAAAAGACCAAAAAAAGUGAGUUUCUAAAUGCAAUUGGUAUGAAUGGUGGUUUCACUGAUCCAGGAGAGCAUAUGAAUGUUCAAGUGACUGAAUGCGUGAGUCCGGCUUCAAAAGAUACCUGUAAUGUCAACAUUACGACUCUAUCACCUGCAUUGAAUGUUAACAAGUGGAUGGGACCAGCAAUCAAAAUGACACUUCCAAGUUUUAGUGGCCGUACAGAGUAUUAUCCAGAGCUUCUUAAGUACUCUUGCCGGAUUGACUGCAGGGUACGAGCAGUGCAUCCAGCUAAAGUAUCAGGGCCAUCUCCUGUGCCAAUGAAUGAGAGUGAACAAUGUUCAGACAUUCAUAGUCGCAGUGCACAAAAUCAAGGAAACCACGUAUUCAUGGACAAUGAGCAGAACCUUACCAGAGCCGUGAUGCUAUCAAAGCCCAUACUGGCAUUGGAGUUGAGUUCUAUGAAAAUGCAGGUUGAAACUCCAGAAGUAGUUUCCAACUACUUUAAAAACAAUUCAUUAGCAACCUCUUAGUUUCUUGAUCCUCUUAAUUUCUUGAUCAUGUUGUGUUACUUUGAUAAGCUUAUAUAUAAAAAAUCCCAUAUUCUUUCAUUUGGCAUACUCUAGUUCUGCGGUUCUGCCCAAUAAUAUCAAAGGAUUUUGGUGGGAGAAAUUUACAUUCAAC